CAAUCCUCUCAAACCACAGCACGUGCGCGUCCACGUUGAGGGGGUAGGGACAGCCACGGUGCCAGGCCUGAAAUCCGCCCUUAGAGGAAUCCGAGGUCCAGAAUUCAGACCCCAAAUUCGGGUCUGAGCCUUGGAAACGGGGAGGUUGUGACAUCACUCGAGGCCCGAACGAAACUGCGCAGGUGCAUCCCGAAGCCUGGAAGAUUUACCUGGUUCAGUUCCGGGGGGUUUUCCCUUUCGGACUACGUUUCCCAGAAGACACUGUGGUCCAACGCUACUUCCGGUGGGAAAGUCGGCCACAGAGGGCGGUGAGGCAGUGGUGUGUGCCGGGCGAGGCGUCCGGCCUUGCCUGGAAUGCGAAUCAGAAUUUGGACUAGAACCUUUCCUGAGGAUGCUGAAGCAAUACUUUCUUUGGACUGUGAGUUUCUUCUAAAGUGGAACUAAGAAGAGGACUAAUAAAUACAUUGAAUUCUAAAAAAAGCCAUGGCCCAUUACUGUGAUUUGUCAUUUUAGGGGUUGGUGAUGUUCAAAGAUGUGGCUAUAGAUGUCUCUCAGGAGGAAUGGGAAUGCCUGAACCCUACGCAGAGGAGUUUGUACAAAGAUGUGAUGUUGGAGAACUAUAGCAACUUGGUUUCAUUGGGACUUUCUAUUUCUAAGCCGGCUGUGAUCUCUUCAUUAGAGCAAGGGAAGGAGCCCUGGAUGGUUGUGAGGGAAGUGACAGGAGAACAGUGCCCAGACUUGGUGUCCAGGUGUGAGGCCAAGAAGUUAUCUCCAAAAGACAUUUAUGAGACAGAGUCAUCCGAAAGGGCUAUCAUGGAAGACUUUAAAAGUCAUAAUCCUGAGAAAUCCAUUUUCAGAGAUAUUUGGGAAUGCAAUACUCAGUUUGAAAGACAACAGGAACAAGAGGGCUAUUUCAGGCAAUUUGUUAUCAACCAUGAACAUAUGCCUAUAUUUAACCAACAUUCUUUACUAACUCAGGAAUUUUAUAAUAGAGAGAAAAUCUUUGGAUGUAAAGAAUGUAGAGAAAACUUCAGUUACCAUUUAUUUUUUAGUGAUCACAGAAGAGCUCAUUCUAAAGAAAAACUGUCUGAAUGUAAGGAAUGUGCAGAAAUUCUUAAUAUAUCAUAUCUUACUAAACAGAGAAUUCAAAAUAGUAACAAGUGCAAUGAAUGUAAGGAAUGUUGGAGAGCUUUUAUUCAUUGUUCACAACUUAAGCAACACCUGAGAAUCCAUAAUGGCGAAAAACGCUAUGAAUGUAAAGAAUGUGGGAAGGCCUUUAAUUAUGGCUCAGAACUUAUUCUGCAUCAGAGAAUUCACACUGGUGAAAAACCUUAUGAAUGUAAAGAAUGUGGGAAGGCCUUUAGGCAGCGAUCACAGCUUACUCAACAUCAGAGACUUCAUACUGGUGAAAAACCUUAUGAAUGUAAGCAAUGUGGGAAGGCUUUUAUUCGUGGCUUUCAACUUACUGAACAUCUACGCCUCCAUACUGGUGAGAAACCCUAUGAAUGUAAAGAAUGUGGAAAGACUUUUAGGCAUCGCUCACACCUUACCAUACAUCAGAGAAUUCAUACUGGUGAGAAACCCUAUCAAUGUAGAGAAUGUGGAAAGGCCUUCAGCUAUCACUCAAGCUUCUCUCACCAUCAGAAAAUUCAUUCUGGCAAAAAACCUUAUGAAUGUAGUGAAUGUGGGAAGGCCUUUUGUGAUGGCUUACAACUUACCCUGCAUCAGAGGAUUCAUACCGGUGAGAAACCCUAUGAGUGCAAGGAAUGUGGGAAGACUUUUAGACAGUGCUCACACCUCAAAAGACAUCAGAGAAUUCAUACUGGUGAGAAACCUCAUGAAUGUAUGAUAUGUGGUAAGGCCUUUAGACUUCAUUCACACCUUAUUCAACAUCAGAGAAUACAUACUGGUGAGAAGCCCUAUGAAUGUAAGGAAUGUGGAAAGACCUUUAGCUAUCAUUCAAGCUUUUCACACCAUCAGAGAAUUCAUUCUGGGAAGAAACCUUAUGACUGUGGAAAGGUUUUUAAUCAUGACUUGCAAUUUAAUAUACAUCAGACACUUCAUACUGUUGAGAUGCCAGUAAGGUUUCCUCUUCUCUCUCCCCAUCCUAGUCUAGCAUCAUGAAAUUAUUUUUAGAAAUUUACAUUUUCUUCUUUUUUCUUCAAGAUAAAUGUUGGUAAAAUAAUGAAUUUCGUUAGUAUUGAUUUAUGUCAAUGAUCCUUGAAAAAAAAAACUUCAGGGAAAAUUGAAAAAUUAUUAACAGGUAAAAAUUGCUCUAGUUCCAAUGCUGUUUCUGAGUUAUUAUAAUCAAUAUUGGAAAUAAAUUUUAUAAAUAGUGUUUUCACUGAAACCAGUGAAGUGGCAGAAAUAAAAUGAAAACAAUUUCUUCCCCUCCCACACA
Molecule: messenger RNA, 2401 nt
Organism: Leopardus geoffroyi (Geoffroy's cat)
Lineage: Eukaryota; Metazoa; Chordata; Mammalia; Carnivora; Felidae
Gene: ZNF461
Product: zinc finger protein 461
Exons: 5
Coding region: 523-2124 (533 amino acids)
Biological process (GO): regulation of cytokine production; negative regulation of transcription by RNA polymerase II; regulation of immune system process
Molecular function (GO): DNA-binding transcription repressor activity, RNA polymerase II-specific
Source: RefSeq, a predicted model, not a curated record